AUGGUGUUUGGAGAAAAACUAAUAAAAGAAUUCGAUUUAUUUUCUAGACCGUUUGCGUUUUUUGUUGGGACUUAAAAGAGCAGGACAACAUGUAUAGGUGGUUUUCUAUCUCUGACAAUAAUUUCUGUUUCUUUAGUUUACUUUUACUACCUUAUGAAUCUUUACUUUUCUGAUAAAGUUGAACCUAAAAUAACUUAAAGCAUGAAAAUUGAAAGUGAUUUAAGAACUAUUUAAAUCAACGAUAGUUUUUUUAUUAUGGAGAUGCUCAUAAAUGGUUAGCCCUUAAAGUAAUACGAAAAAUAGGUCAACAAAGUUUUCUUAAACUAUAAUGUAUAUUAUGAAUAAUACUUUUAAAAUGGUUCAAGCAAUUACACUAAUUUAAAAUUUACAAAAUGUACUGAUCCGCAAUUUUCAGGAUAUCAAUGCUUAGACUAGUCUAAUUUUCAAUACAAUAUGGAUAUUUACAAUAGCCCAUUGCAAAAUGUAUCUUCAGAUUACUCAAUACAAAUCACACCAUGUGAUAAUACUACUAUUUCAAACUGUGCAACAUUGGAUGAAAUAAAUAACUUGAUUUUUCAACCUUCUAACUAUUUUUAGAUUUAUACAAAAAUACGUCAGUAUGAUUCUUCAGAAAGAAAGUACAAAGAUUCCUACAAAUCUGAAUAUUUUUAUUUUGAUCCAAAUAUGAUUACUUACUCACGCUUUGAUUUAUUUGCAGCUACGACUAAAGUUACUGAAGGUCUUAUUGUCUAGUCUACUUAAAUUUAGAAUAAUAUCUUUGAUUACUAAAGGAUAGAUACAUAUUUUACAUAAUAAGGAAUUUAAUAAAGAAUGAACAUAAGUGGUUUAGCCUAUAUUGUUUUUGAACUAAACUAAGCUAGAAAUUACAUAAAUAUUUAGCAUGCUAUGAUAACUGAAGUCCUUGCGUAAUUUAUGAGCAUUUUUAACUCGCUCCUAACAAUAGGAAUUUUAGCCAGAUUACUAGCUGAGUCCUACAUAGUAGAAGAUAUGAAUAAUAUUUUGCUCAAAGAAUAUUAUAAAAAAACUGCUCUUAGAUUAGUUUAGAGGAAAGAAAUAAAAUAAGCUCUUGUGAAAUUUGGUAAAGCAGAUGCUGCAAACAAAGCCUAGAUAUUUUCUAGUCUAAAUAUAAUUGGAAAAAUACCUUCCUUAAGGGAAACAUCUGCUGAGAAAUAAAAAUCCAAAAUUAUUGUUGAGGUUUAAAAAAAAAUAAAUGAAACAAAUUUUUCAGAAAAGCAAAGAUAAUAUUUCAGUAUCAGUUUCUUUGAGAGGGUAAGAUUGUUUAUUAAAAAGAUAGUUGGGCAUAAUCACAAAGUAGAUACAAAAAAAGAUACAAACUCAGAUCCUAUUUUGUAUAGCAAUCUUUUAAAAUAGUCAAUGAAGAGGAUAAAUAUCUUUGAAGUGUAUAAGGAUUUGAUUAAAAUGAAAAUGGCAAUUAAAUUAAUGCUGACAAAAGAUUAAUUUGCAGCGAUACAAUUUUGUGGUUCUGAUAUCUGCUAAGAAUAAAAUUGCUAACAAGAAUAAAAUUAAUAAAUUAAUUAAUUAAAAGCCACCAAUUAAGAUAAAUAAUAAAUUGAUCUAAUUAAUUAAAUAAAUCCUAUUUGCUCAAAUGAAAAUAGACUUAGUAAAAAUUUAAUACCUUCUCAAUAAUCUUAAUCUAACGUAAAAGUCCACAGUAAUUUUUAUAAAGAAAAACAUCAUUAAAACAAUAAUGAUGAGCCAGAAAAAUAGUUAAAUGUAUCUAUUUAAAUUAUUAAGGAAUCAAAUAAUGAAUAAAGUAAGAAAUCAAAAUCUGAAAAUCUAAUAGUCAUUGAUUAAUUUUAAGAUCAAAAAGAAUUAACAUAUUUUGGGGCUGCUUCUAGCAAUCAAAGUUAAAAGGCUGAUAAAGAAAAUAAUUUAUUUACAAGCAGACAUUUAAUCAGCAAAUUGAAUUCAGAAAAUACUAUACAAUUAAAUUCCCCUACAAAAUUUAAUUUUUAGCUAAAAGAAAGAGAUAAUAUUCAAAGCUUGCAAAUAAAAGGUGAUUAAAAUGGUCUUUUUGCUAUCUCAAGUCCAUCACUCGAUUGCUCAAUCGAACAAAAUUAAAAUAAUAAAGAACCAAAUCAAAAUAAUAUUUAAGUAUAAUUCUUAUAAUUAAAGUCGCAUUUAGAUGAUAUGGACAUGAUUGAAGAAAAUGAAUAAGAACAAGAAAAAUAUUUAAAAUAAUUUUUGGUAAAGAUGAAAGAACAAAAUAAUGAAAUCAGUUAUAUUGACAAAUAAAUUUAUCAGAGUUUGAUAAUUAAUGAAUAACAAGUCAGAAUGAUAGAAAAUUUAUGCGAUUUCUAGAAUAAUUCAGAAAGGAAAAUAUCAUUAGAAUAGCAUGAUUUACCAAAAAUGUUAAUAGAACUUUAAAAGAACUAAUAAAAUAAUAACUGA
This is a messenger RNA of Tetrahymena thermophila SB210, 2433 nucleotides long. RefSeq names its product transmembrane protein, putative. Gene Ontology annotation, cellular component: nucleus. Gene Ontology annotation, biological process: reciprocal meiotic recombination. NCBI's taxonomy places the organism in Eukaryota, Ciliophora, Oligohymenophorea, Hymenostomatida, Tetrahymenidae. Gene Ontology annotation, molecular function: double-stranded DNA binding. The transcript has a single exon. The record is from RefSeq and is a predicted model, not a curated record.